AUGGCUUCAGAGGAAAAGUGCACAGAAACAAACCAAGUUGAUUGUUAUGAGGAAAAGUCACAGUCAAGGUGGAAUGAAGUAGUAAAAGAUGUUGUUACUGCCAUAGACACCAUCACCUCAUCUCAGUUCAUAAAGGACAAUGAAACUAUAACCUCCAGUGGUGGCAACUUCACCUUGGGGUUCUUCACCCCUCAAAAUUCUACAAACCGUUAUGUGGGAAUUUGGUGGCAGCCCAAAUUCACGGUCAUAUGGGUAGCUAACAGAAACCAACCAUUGAAUGAUUCUUCUGGAGUUGUUACCAUAGCCAAAGAUGGCAAUCUUGUGGUGUUGAAUGGUCAGAAUCACGAGAUUUGGUCAUCACAUGUGUCCACUGUUGGAUCCAACUGUACUUCCAAACUCUUAGAUUCUGGGAAUCUUGUGCUUCGGGAAAGCACAUCAGGAAGAACCAUAUGGGAGAGUUUCCAGCAUCCUUCAAAUGUAUUGUUACCCGAUAUGAAGAUUACAACUAACAAAGUAACAGGUGAGAAAGUAAAACUAACAUCAUGGAAAAGCCCUUCUGAUCCAUCCACUGGUAGCUUUUCUGUAAGUGUUGAACGCCUCAGUAUACCUGAAUUGUUCAUCUGGAAUGAAACUCGCCCAUUCUGGCGCACUGGUCCGUGGAACGGUAAGACCUUUACGGGGGUGCCCAACAUGAAAUCGUAUUAUCUUAGAGGGAUACAUGUUGGAGAUGACGGGGAAGGAAAUAUUGAAUUCCAUUUCACGGAAGUAGAAGAGAUUGACUUCACAAUCAAUGUUCUGAAUUCAACAGGCAAUUAUGAAGAGAGAUUAUGGAAUGGAGAGAAGAAAGAAUGGGUAGUCACAUGGAAUAGUAGUCAAUUUGAGUGUGAUGUUUAUGGUGUAUGUGGACCUUUUGCAAUUUGUAAUUCUCAAAGCUCACCAACAUGCAGAUGUUUGAAAGGGUUCGAGCCGAGGAACAACGAGGAAUGGAAUAGAAAUAACUGGACUAGUGGAUGCGUUAGGAGAACACCUCUGCAGUGUGGAAGAGCCAGCAACCAAAACGAAAGUACAGAUUAUACAGAAGAUGGUUUUUUGGAACUGAAGAUGGUCAAAGUUCCAGAUUUUGCAGAUGGGUCAUCCAUCAGACUUCAACCAGACGUGCAGAAGCCGAUGUUUGGAGAAUUAUUUAUGUAUGUUGUUUCUCCUCUUCCUAAUUUGUGCCACUGUAAUAAAUUAGUAGAGAUCAUCAAAAGAUUCCUUCAAUCUAAUGGAGAUGGAGCAUCUGCAGAUUAUACAAAUGACAAUGUAUUUGGUGAUCUAUCGCAAGUCAAACUCCAGGAGCUUUUAAUAUUUAGUUUUGAAAAGCUUGUAACUGCCACAAACAACUUUCACCUAUCGAACAUACUUGGAAAGGGCGGUUUUGGUCCAGUAUACAAGGGACAAUUGGACGAUGGUAGGGAAAUUGCAGUUAAAAGGCUUUCCAGGGCAUCUGGACAAGGUCUAGAAGAAUUCAUGAAUGAAGUAGUCGUGAUUUCCAAGCUUCAACACCGCAAUCUUGUAAGACUUCUUGGUUGCUGUAUUGAAAAGGAGGAAAAGAUGUUGAUUUAUGAGUACAUGCCAAACAAAAGUUUGGAUAAAUAUAUCUUUGGUUAG
Sphenostylis stenocarpa is the source of this 1650-nucleotide messenger RNA. NCBI's taxonomy places the organism in Eukaryota, Viridiplantae, Streptophyta, Magnoliopsida, Fabales, Fabaceae. The record is from the annotation of a GenBank genome assembly.